Molecule: messenger RNA, 914 nt
Organism: Populus nigra (black poplar)
Lineage: Eukaryota; Viridiplantae; Streptophyta; Magnoliopsida; Malpighiales; Salicaceae
Product: chaperone protein dnaJ 8, chloroplastic-like
Exons: 3
Coding region: 174-686 (170 amino acids)
Source: RefSeq, a predicted model, not a curated record
UCCUUAUUUAAACAAUCCCUCCAUGUCCUGAUUUCAAAGCUAUAACAGCCUUCACACCAUUGUAAAACUAUCCUUUAACAAAACAACGUUCAGCCUCUGCCCAUAGUGUCCCCCCCCCCUUGUUUGCUUAUAAAGGGAGAUUCUUGGACUGUGUUUUGGGUGGGUUUGAGAGAAUGGCAAGUGCAGCAGCUGUUGGGAUGGUGGGAGGAAAUGGGUGUGCGGGGUCUUCAGCUUCUUGGUUUCAGAUCAAGAAUAGGAGAAAGAAGAAUAGUAAUGAUAAGAUGGGGAGAGAUGGAGUCAGGUUUUUUACUGCUGCUUCCUAUUCUUCUCCUUCUGUCAUGGACCCUUACAAGACUCUUAGGAUCCAACCUGAUGCUUCUGAAUCUGAGGUCAAGAAAGCUUUUAGACAGCUUGCUUUGCAGUAUCAUCCAGAUGUCUGCAGAGGAAGCAAUUGUGGUGUGCAGUUUAGCCUGAUCAAUGAAGCCUAUGAUACUGUGAUGAGUAAUUUGAGGGAAGAACCAGAUGAAUCAUCACAAAUGUACAUGUCUUAUGAGCCGUCGGAACAGGGAAUUGAUGAGCCUAUGAGAGGAAUGAACGACACAGAUUGGGAUAUGUGGGAGGAAUGGAUGGGAUGGGAAGGGGCUGGAAUUCGUGACUACUCAUCCCAUGUUAAUCCUUACAUUUAAAGAUAAAGAAAAAUAAUAUAUGAGCAAUUUUAAUGGUGGUCUAAGGCUCCAAGAUCGCCGCCCCAUCUCUCAACCAAGAUUACAUGGUUGCUUCUGGUGUACAUAAUUAGACGUGGGACUUCUCUUGAUCUCACCUUUUUUCUUUUUUAAUGUAAAGUUGCUGAGCGCAUCUAUCAUGUAUGCUAAUGAGAAGUAUCCCUGGAAUAAUUUUAUCACCAUUGUUGCCUA